Rhopilema esculentum is the source of this 2690-nucleotide messenger RNA. RefSeq names its product general transcription factor IIE subunit 2. NCBI's taxonomy places the organism in Eukaryota, Metazoa, Cnidaria, Scyphozoa, Rhizostomeae, Rhizostomatidae. The record is from RefSeq and is a predicted model, not a curated record. Gene Ontology annotation, cellular component: transcription factor TFIIE complex. Gene Ontology annotation, biological process: transcription initiation at RNA polymerase II promoter. Gene Ontology annotation, molecular function: TFIIH-class transcription factor complex binding.
CCAAAUAACGAUAAUAUAAUGAGCAAAUAAAUUAAGUACCGAAAAAAUAAACUGUUAAAAACACGAUGUUUCGAGAUUUUUGGAACUUACUAUGUUUGCUCAUUAUAUUUUCACCAUUUUGCAUAAUAUGCUUUCAGUUUUUGUCAGACAGCAAGGAUAUACAGUGAGGAAAAAUUUUCAACUUUUGUUUUAUUUCAUGGGAAAAACUAUUACAUCAACAACUUUUCUCUGACAAUGGAUUGAAAUGAUUAAUAGCAUGGAUGAAGUCCCUUGGAUAGAAAAAAGGGGGAUUUUGCAAAUUAAUUCCAAUGAAAAUAACUCUUUUAUGUGGGGUUUAUUUGGACAUUACCCGCGAUUUCAUAUUCUUAAGCUACUUAAAAAAUUUAAAAAGUACCUUUAAAGCAGGUCCACUUCUACAAUCUAAUAUAAUUGUUUUUUAUGUCAAAAUUUUUAGACUUCUUGCCAAGCUAGUGCCUUUUUGAUUAUUUCAAUAUUGUUUGAUUACAGCCUUCUUGUCAUUUGCUUUUAAUUUUGAUUUACUAAAUUUUUAUAAAUUACUAAUUAUUUUAUCACCCUGUGAUUUUUAAUAGCUUUUGAUUUCUUGAAAUUAACAUAUUAUUACGUGAAAACCAUGAUUUUUCGAUUAUUUCAUGACGAUUUUAGAGGUAGGGAUAUUUGUCAGAUUAUGUUCAUCUGCGCAUCUGGGCCUAUCAUAGGCACUCAUGGGGCAAACCCCUGUGGUAGGGGGGUAGGGAAUUUGUAGGGAUUAAGGGAAAUUUACGGGAAAACUGGAUAUUAUAAGGGAAAAUAAGUUAUUUGUAGGGGAAAUCCAAGUAGGGGGAAUUUUGCCCUGAUCAUAGGGGGAAGUAGGAGAUUUGAGCGUGCACUGUAGGGGAAGCCCACUGAUCUCCAGCAUCCUCUGCGUGGCAGCCCUGGUGGCCUAGUCAAGUGAUUUGGUGGCCUAGCUAAGUAAGAGAGGUAGUUCUGUCUUUUGGUUAGAAAGUAAACCAGCUUUUGGAUUAUUUGACUGCGAACAUGAAUUCUGAAUUGUUAAAAGAAUAUCAAGCCUUCCACAAAAAGAGCUUAUCAACUCCAAGUGUUGAAUCGACGAAGAAGAAACCUUCUGAAAAAGGAGGCAAGUCAUCAGGAAUUGGCGAACGAGCUAAAAGGCCCCCGAAAAGGCAGCUUCCACCACAGCUUCUGCAACAGAGUAAAAAGCAAGCACAGAAUUCCUCGUUUAGCUACAAAUCUUCAAAUGUGGUUAGGUCAAAAAAGAGGUUUUCUAUCCUCGCGUCAAUUGUUGACUUGAUGAGGAAAAGGUAUCAAGACAGAAAAUUUGACCCCAUUACAUUGGAUGAAAUACUUGACCUCACAAACAAUACAGAUAUAAGUCAGAGAGAUAAAGACUGGUUAGCUGAAGAAGCUCUAAAAAACAAUCACAAAUUAUCAAUAAAUGAUGGAAAAUAUGCCUUUAAACCAAAAUACCCCCUACGCGAUCGUAAAUCAUUGAUAAGACUAUUGGAGAAACAUGAGCAAAAUGGUAUGGGCGGAGUUCUGCUGGAUGAUGUCAGAGAAGGGCUGCCUAAUGCUGAUGACAUUGUUAAAUCAGUCAGUGAAAGAAUAUUAUUUGUGACAAGAACUAAUGACAAAAAAGCUAUUUUGUUUAAUUAUGAUCAUCAAUAUGCAUUGGAGGUUGAUGAAGAAUUUCAAAAACACUGGAGAAGUGCAACAGUUGAAGGUCUUGGAGAAGCUGGAAUUGAAAAGUAUUUGGAAGAAUCUGGCAUAACAGUGAUGCAAGGCCUGCAGCCAGUAAAGACAGCAGAAAGGAAAAAGAAGCCAAGCAACAGAAAAAGGCAAUUUAAGAAACUCAAUACUCACUUGUCUGGUGACGUGCUUAAAGACUAUUCUACUUAAAUUAGUAAUACAUGGAAACACAAAAAUACAUUUAUUAUAUAUCUUAUUAUAUAAUGUUGUAAAUAUUGUUGGAAACAGAAAGAAUCAUUGAUGACCAGAUCUUUGUUUGACAAUAAGCAGCUAUUCCGAAAAUAUUUAUUUUCUUAAAUUACAAAAUUUCAUCACCAGUUAAAGUGACAGCUUUCAUGGCUACUAGUGGCACCAGUUUAAAACCACUAGUGGUGGUGCCAAGAGGAUAUGGGGGGUAAUUACCCCCCUACUUGUGUUGAAACAUGAUCCAUGUGUUUAAAAAACGUGAUUCUUCAUGAUAUUGAUUUAAAAGUGCUGGGUAGGGGAGAUUAUAUUUUCGGCUUUGAAAUAUACAUCUGGUACCAAGCAACAAAACGAGGCAAAAAUAGCUCUUGCCUCCACUGAGAACCAUUUUGAAGCAGCAAUAUUUUUGUAUUGUAGAGUUUUGUUUGUUUAAAUGAUAAUUGAAUUAAUGUCAAAAGCAAGUAGGAGGAAGAGCAGGAGAAUACACCAGAGACAAUAUCUGACUGUCUGACCCUCUUUAUCUUAAUUCUUCUUUAUUGAUUGGAACAUGAAUGUUUUAAACAUGGUGUUAUGCUAGGCAGAAAAGAAAUCAAUCAAUAAGUUGACAAAGUCUAAACAUCUUAUAUCUAGUUUAUGAACAUUAAGGCAUGCUGCCAUUCUUUCUUUGUAAAAAAUAUUAUUUGUUUUCUUUGUAUUGAAAACACAAUUAAAAGAGUACAUAAAUAUGUUUUUUUUUCAGAGUU